Capronia epimyces CBS 606.96 is the source of this 1722-nucleotide messenger RNA. RefSeq lists its product as uncharacterized. The transcript is spliced from 4 exons. The record is from RefSeq and is a predicted model, not a curated record. The coding region runs from base 1 to 1722 and encodes 573 amino acids. Lineage: Eukaryota; Fungi; Ascomycota; Eurotiomycetes; Chaetothyriales; Herpotrichiellaceae.
AUGAGCCAGCUCUACAGGACCUUCACCGGCCAAUCGCAAAAGUCCCAUCACUCGCAUCAAACAGAUGCCUCUACACCAACGCACCCAACCUUGUCAAGGACCAACACCGCAGACCCGUUGACGGGCACCCUCCACCACCUGACUCCGGUCCAGGAAGAGAAACUUGAGGAAUUCAAGGAGCGGCUGCUUAAAGCAGGAUGGUGGACACCCGAUGGAGUCAACGGGAAAGCGAGCCAUGAUGAUGGAACGUUGCUCCGAUACCUACGAGCCCGCAAGUUCGACGUCCAUGGCGCAAUCGGCCAGUUCACCGACACGGAGAAGUGGCUCAAGGACCAACGUGUAGAAGAGCUCUAUGAUCACUUCGACGUGGAGGCGUAUGAGAAGGCUCGGCUGAUGUAUCCUCAAUGGACCGGCCACCGCGACAAACGAGGCAUCCCCAUCUACGUCUUCUUGAUCAAAGGACUUGACAGCAAGAAUGUGCAAAAGUACCAAAAAGAGUCCCAGUCCUACAAAGACAGUCUGCCCUACCAUAAGAGCCUCUCCACUCCGGCCAAACUAUUACCGCUAUUCGCCCUUUAUCAGAACCUGCUCAAUUUCGUCAUGCCCUUUGUUUCCACCCUCGAACGACCCAAUCCCGAAGUGCCGGUAACAACUUCGACAAAUAUCGUUGAUAUUUCAGGGGUCGGACUUACUCAGUUUUGGAAUCUCAAGGCACACAUGCAGGAUGCUAGUGUCCUGGCCACUGCCCAUUAUCCAGAAACUCUGGAUAGAAUAUUUAUUAUCGGUGCCCCUUCCUUCUUCCCUACUGUUUGGGGCUGGGUUAAACGAUGGUUCGAUCCCGUCACCGUCUCCAAAAUCUUUAUCCUGGGCAAGCAUGAGGUGAAAUCCACCCUGUCCCAGUAUAUGGAGACCAAGGACUUUCCUAAACGAUAUGGCGGCGAUCUGGAGUGGGAAUGGGGCGAUCUUCCUGACCUGGACGACAAAACCCGAGCCGCAGUGGAAACGGAUGGGAACAAAGGUUGGGUGCCAGGCCCCUGUUUGUGGCUUGGGGGCCAGAGAGUUGUGGUCGGGUCAGUCAAUGGCAAGCUCAGAUGCUCGGAUGCCGAGGUCGAGAAGAAGAAACCCGUUGUCUAUGCUGCAGACUAUACCGAAACACCAGUACACCCGGACAAGAGGUUGUCGAAAACGUCAAACACACAUGCAAACAUGGCUAACGGGACAGCCUCAGCGCAUCAUAACGCUGAAGAAGCUGCAGUGGCGGCAGGGACAGACGGUGCAACGGCAGCAAACAUCAUCGCAGACCGAACGGAAUCAGAACAAGAACCCUCUUCCCCGUCCUCUCACCAUCAUCACCUCCUUCACCUCCCCCACCGCCACAGCCAUCAUGCCCAACCUCAUCCACCGGCUAUGCCUCAACCAGGCCCCGUGCCUGCGCACACCGUGGCCAUGACGCAAGCCGUUGCUGCCAAACUUGCGGACGAAUCCGUCUCGACCAUCCCCGCCACUACUAAUGAACACGCAGAGUCCCCAGAAGCGCACCCGGAAGUCAUUGUUGCGAGCGACACCUCUAUAGGCUUGGCGAUUGAGACGGAGAGAUUGACGCUUGUGGAGGAAGGGUACGAAAAUGGGAGAGCAGACAAAGAGGCCGACAUCCAACUCGAGCGACCAUCGAUUGAAAGAUUUGUGACGGCCACAGAAGUCACAAUUAUGCGAGGAGACUGA